Punica granatum (pomegranate) is the source of this 2001-nucleotide messenger RNA. The record is from RefSeq and is a predicted model, not a curated record. Lineage: Eukaryota; Viridiplantae; Streptophyta; Magnoliopsida; Myrtales; Lythraceae.
AGCGGAGAAAUUACAAAGGGGACAGGCCAAUCUGUGGGAAUCGAGAGGGAGACACUUCAACGGCUUCCCCUCCACAGACCCAAACACCAUGGUGGAUUAUCCAAUUUCUCCCUCCUCCAACUCUUCCUCCUCCUCUACUCAUCACCUCAGCUUCCUCCCUUAAUACCAAAAGAUCAAGAAACCAUGAUUAUAAACCUCUCAUCCUCCCCUCCAUCAUUAUCUUCUUCAUAUACACUCGGCAGAUUAAUCAAUUCAAAGUCACCCGCCUCAGAGUUCCCCCUAAGGCCCAGAACCCACCUCCCAAAAUCUUACCUCAGCUCAUGUUCCUUUUCUUCUUCAAGCUGCAAAUUUGAUUCCAAGAACCGGUUUUUAUGGGGAAAGAUUAGACACCCAUGUAGCAGGAGGCUCGAUUUCAGGUCCUGGGCUGUUGCCGGGCUUGACUUCAGCAACUUCGAGUCGGUCCUCCAGGCGGCUGGAGUGCUCACCGCCAUCAUUGUAGUCCAUGAGAGUGGCCAUUUCUUAGCUGCUUAUCUUCAGGGCAUUCAUGUAAGUAAAUUCGCAAUUGGGUUUGGUCCAGUUCUAGCCAAAUUCAAUGCAAACAAUGUAGAGUACUCCGUCAGAGCUUUUCCUCUAGGUGGGUUUGUCGGGUUUCCUGACAAUGACCCGGAGAGCGAUAUCCCUGUUGAUGAUGAGAACUUGCUCAAGAACCGGCCGAUUCUCGAUAGGGUCUUGGUAGUUUCAGCUGGUGUGAUUGCCAAUAUAGUGUUCGCGUAUAUCAUAAUCUUUGUCCAAGUGGUUUCGGUCGGUUUGCCAGUCCAAGAGGCCUUCCCGGGGGUCCUCGUGCCUGAGGUCCGGGCUUUCUCGGCCGCCUCCCGAGAUGGCCUUCUCCCAGGGGACAUAAUUCUUUCUGUGAAUGGUGCCGAGUUGCCCAAACAGGGGCCUGCUGCUGUGUCUGAGCUCGUUGAUGCGAUCAAGAGAAGCCCGAGAAGAAACGUGGUGCUUAGGGUCGGGAGAAGAGAUCAGAAUUUCGAAGUCGGAGUGACCCCCGAUGAGAAUUUCGAUGGGACGGGCAAAAUCGGGGUUCAGUUAUCGCCCAAUGUGAAGAUCACGAAAGUUAUCCCGAAGAAUCUGCUGGAGGCUUGGAACUUUGCAGGGAGAGAAUUCUGGGCCCUGACAUAUAAUGUUCUGGACAGCUUAAGGCAGACUUUCGUGAACUUCUCGCAAUCAGCAAGUAAAGUUUCGGGUCCUGUGGCUAUUAUAGCUGUUGGAGCAGAAGUUGCGAGAUCGAAUAUCGAUGGGCUUUACCAAUUCGCCGCGAUACUUAAUCUUAACCUCGCGGUAAUAAACCUUCUUCCCUUGCCUGCCCUUGAUGGGGGGACAUUAGCCUUAAUCCUCAUAGAGGCUGCCCGUGGAGGGAGGAAGCUUCCCUUAGAAGUCGAACAGAGGAUUAUGUCUUCGGGGAUAAUGUUUGUGAUACUCCUUGGGCUAUUUCUCAUCAUCCGUGACACGCUCAACCUCGACUUCAUCAAAGAAUUGUUGUGAUUGCUUCAUGGGUCAGAUGAUGCAAAGUUGUAGCUGAGUUGAGAGUCGAUGAAUGCAUUUCCCGAAGAUUCUGAUGCAAGUAAUGGACAAGACUCGAUGGCUCCUUCGAAGGAUCACUGGCAAGGUAUUUCUUGGCUCCUGCCCCUCGCCGAAGUUUGUUGUCCUCCAUAUAGAUCUUCUUCCCCUUAGUUCAUUGAAGCCAUAGUUGUUAAACUGAACAGCCAAAAUAUUAACAUGGGUCGAAAACUCGUACUCUCUUCAAUGCCUCGAAAUAUUGACACAAAUUAUGUCGUUUUUUACUAUCUUAUUCUCUCCGACUUGCUCGGUAAUUUAGCUUAUAACUGCCAGUGAACCUGCUUAUGAACUGUGGCUCUUCGAAGUAUAUUCUGUGUACGGUGCGAUAAAGAAACAUGAAAAUUUAUGAGCUGUGAUCCAUCGAAUGUGUUCAAUUUCCCGAUC